Molecule: messenger RNA, 2115 nt
Organism: Mizuhopecten yessoensis (Yesso scallop)
Lineage: Eukaryota; Metazoa; Mollusca; Bivalvia; Pectinida; Pectinidae
Exons: 12
Coding region: 129-1844 (571 amino acids)
Biological process (GO): immune response; toll-like receptor signaling pathway
Cellular component (GO): membrane
Molecular function (GO): transmembrane signaling receptor activity
Source: RefSeq, a predicted model, not a curated record
UUUUCCUGUAUAGAUGUCAACGUCCCACUGGUUGUGCUCGCCCUUCCCUAAACUUUGUUCUGUAUUGCAUUCUUGUCCUCGCCGAAAGAUUCCCGUCAUCAGCACCAUCAUCGGGUCUUCUUGGAGAUAUGGCUGAGGAGGAUUCGGUCCAACUGUUACAUACACAGAAACAUAACGAGGGCGUUUUAAAGGAGAACGCGUCUACGGCAGUUAUUGAUAUAGUAGAACCUGACUCCCAUAGAGUCUCACGUCGACAACUUCCCUCCGGCAAGAAGUAUCACUUCUUUCUCUCGUUUAGUAGCAGUGACAACGAUCAAGCUACAGUACUAGCGAAGCAUUUGGAAGAAGAAAGGGGAUUUAAGUGUAUGCUUGCGGAUUACGAUUUCCUAGGAAACAGAACAGUUUACGACAACAUAGAGAAUGCUAUCAAUCAGUCUGAAAAAAUAAUAUUUCUGGUGUCGGAUGCUUUUCUCAAUAGUCAUUAUUGUAACAACGAAGUCAGCUUUGCAUACACAUAUUCGUCAGAUAACCGGGUGAAGGAUUUUAUGAUUGUUCUCAAAUCUGGUUGUUUUGACGACAGUCUUUUCCCUUUGAAGCUUAAGUCCUUAUCUUAUAUCAAAACGGAUGGAAAAGAACUAGAUGAAAUAGGACAGAGGAUCGCAAAUGCGUUCGAUAAUAUCGAUGAUGCAGCAGUAGAGGACAUUGUCAACAAUGGCAGUGUGAUGUGUGUAAAACAACUAACAGAGAUUUCAAAAAGCCUGUGUGGAGGUUUAGCCUGUGAGUUUGAGUCUCUCAACAAAAACGAAAGACAUGUGCUGAAACAUUUUGAAAUAGAGGCCGCUGAAGAAGACUAUGACAAUAUAACGAACAUGGCUGAAAAACGUGAAGUUUUUAAACGACAUUCGUUGGUGGUGUCAUCUAAAAAGUGUGCUCUAUCCUGGUUCUGCUGGUUGACUGGUAGUGUUGCCAUGCUUUGCCCCAUUUUAGUUAUCUUGGUGUGGGCUUACAAUGGUGUUCACUCACCUGUCGAGUGGGUAGUGGUGAUUGCCGCCAUCCUUGGAAUUCUGAUAAUAUCUUGCACUGCCCACUGCGUGUUUGGUAGGGUAAGGUUCCGUAAGGCGUAUAGGACUCUGCAUGAUGCUGCAAAAGCCCAAUUGGUCUUGACAGGAGAGAAGAAGUUCCUAGUUCUGCCGCUAUUCGACGACGGAAAGGGAUCCUUGUGGAUUGUUUUUAGAUAUUAUGAUAUGAAACCAUGCUGGGAUUUUCUUAUAAGAAGAGCAGAACAGACCCAACCAGGAGCAUCCCUGGAACAAAUACAAGAAAUGUGCAAGGAAGCUUUAGAAGACACAAUAAUGAACAGAUAUGCUGGAAGAUAUACCAUUACCGGUCUAACCUAUCCUAAAGUGAAGCGUCAUCCGACCGUUGAUGAUACAAGCUGUCUUUGUCAAAUGGUGCCGGAUUCAUGUCUAGUAAAAACGAAGAAGACAUCGAAACAGUUGGGAAAAAUAGAGGACGACCCAGACCAAACACACGUGAUGGAAAUUGUAGGCGUUGAUAAUCUAGGUUUAACUUCUGAAAACGCUGACCUCGACGAAACGCACGUGAUGGCAGUAUUUGGGAUGGAAAACAAGAAGAGCGUAUCUUUAGAAAAUGACCCGGACCAAACAUUCGUCGUAAGAGAAGCAAUGACUGUUACCAGGUCUGAUACAUCUUCAGAAACCGACCAAACAAACACAUUGACAAGAAAAUUGAAUAACAGAGAGGAAAUCGUUUCACAGGAUACCACAGAUUCCGUCGAAAUAAUCUCUGAACCCGACGUAUAUACUGCCGAAACGAAUUUCUAAAGGAUUUUACGGUGAUGACGUAAUGCCAGGCAAGACAUUCAUGUGCGAUUCAUUUAUAUACUAUGUACCACAUGAACAAAACAAGUGUGUAAGAGAAUGAUUUGGUACAUGUUUAUAUAUAAAUGCGUAAUGUGAUACAUAUGUAUAUGUAUAUAUAAAACAAAACACGAAGACUACAAUUUACUAGCGCUUUCGCCAAUCUUUGGGCUCUUCUGGCAAUUUGAAUGUAUUUGUGAUGUCGUAAAUUGAGCACACAAACAUAAGACGUCAA